This is a messenger RNA of Poecilia latipinna (sailfin molly), 1365 nucleotides long. Its product is annotated as protein AF-10-like. The record is from RefSeq and is a predicted model, not a curated record. Bases 344 to 1024 code for a protein of 226 amino acids. Gene Ontology annotation, molecular function: histone binding; nucleosome binding. The transcript is spliced from 7 exons. Gene Ontology annotation, biological process: regulation of transcription by RNA polymerase II. Gene Ontology annotation, cellular component: nucleus. NCBI's taxonomy places the organism in Eukaryota, Metazoa, Chordata, Actinopteri, Cyprinodontiformes, Poeciliidae.
GUUGAAAGACAUAUAGAGCUAUGAGCUUAAAAUGUUAAGAUAGAAAAUUGAUUCAGAUCCCAAGUUGAUGCCUUUGCAGGACAAAUUGUGAGCAUGCGCACUGCAUCUGUUCUGAGGACGGGAGGAGGACAUCACGGUAAAACGUAGAAGCUGCGAAGCAGCGCAAUUUUUUACACGCCGAGAUUUGGUUUCACCGCUGCGGCAAAAACACUCCCGUGCUUCUGACGCGGCAGAUGACUAUGCCCGGUACAGCGUUAAAGUGCCGGAUGUCUACCUGACAGGCCUGGCCGAGGUCUGGGCCGUUACUCGGGAGGAGAAAUUUAUUUCUUCAUAUGGGAGAAGCAUGCGGGAAAUGGUCGGAGGCUGCUGCGUGUGUUCAGACGAGCGAGGCUGGGCUGAGAACCCGCUGGUGUACUGUGAUGGACACGGCUGCAGCGUCGCCGUUCACCAAGCGUGCUACGGCAUUGUCCAGGUUCCCACCGGCCCGUGGUUCUGUAGGAAGUGUGAGUCACAGGAACGAGCAGCACGAGUAAGAUGCGAACUGUGUCCCCACAAGGAUGGAGCCCUUAAAAGGACAGACAGUGGCGGCUGGGCCCACGUUGUGUGCGCGCUCUACAUCCCUGAGGUGCAGUUUGCCAACGUUCUCACCAUGGAGCCCAUCAUCCUGCAGUAUGUCCCACAUGAGAGAUACCUCAAGACGUGUUACAUCUGCGAGGACCACGGGAGGGAGAGCAAGGCGGCCUGUGGAGCCUGCAUGACCUGCAACAGGCAGGGCUGCAGACAGGCUUUUCACGUCACCUGUGCUCAGAUGGCUGGUCUGCUGUGUGAGGAAGAAGGCCCAGAAGCCGACAACGUUAAAUACUGUGGUUACUGCAAGCAUCACUACAACAAGAUGCAGAAGAAGUUGCGCUCAAGCGAAAAUGCUAGUAGCUCCUUCAGUCAUCCCAGGGGGCGCUCCAGUUCUCCAUCGCAGGAAAAACAUCACCACCAUAAACAGAGGAAGGUAAACAACUCUUUGGUCUGAUUUAGUUUGAGUAACUUGGUAUUUACUAACCACCUGCAAUAUCUCUCCCCUCAGUGUAAAGUCACUUUGUUUUUUUUCCUCUACUCUUUGACAGAGAUGGAUUGAAACAACUUAAGUGAAACUUUUGCUAUAAAAAUAGUGAGGCCAGUCGGUAAUUAAUGCCAAUCAGUGAGAUCAAUAAUUAAGAAUCUAUAUAGAUUAUUGAAAAAGACGCAAAACAAAGCAGGAGAAGGAAUGUGUUCAAUCAGUUUAUUUAUGUAGAGCCUGAUCAGUGGAGAGAAACGCUUUCCCUUUCGCAGAAAUAAAUCUAACAUUUGAAAUCAACGUGCUAGAAAAUAUUU